GGUCCUUCCCUGCUGAUCCCACAGCCUUAUACCUAGUCCGCCCGUCAUCUUCAGCAUCCUUUGAUCUUCCUCCUUAUACUAUACUAUAUAUUGUUCACGAUCUGAUUCGCCUCUAUUAAUAUACUUCUACUCAGCCUUUCACCUUUCUCUAUCAUCUUAUUCACGCUUACGCUCUCACAUCAUUUACACUCCAGCCCUUCAUAGUCUCUCUCUUCAUUUCAAUUCAACCUAACACAAUCCUCCAUACCAUACUACCUGGAUAUACGACUACUAUCCAAAUGUCCCCCUCAUCAUGCAAAUCCCAACACACACCAACCACAGCCACCACCACCACAUAUCACCCCCAACAUAACACAACCACAACCACAACCAAAGACACCAACACAACCCUCAGCGCCAACUUCGCCCACCCCGCUAAAUCAUCAUCAUCCCCAUCUCUCCCGAGCCAACCUCAACAACAACAACCUCAUCCUCCCACAACAAUCGACUACGACCACGAAACCUACCUCCAGUUAGUAGCCGACGGGCAUAAGACUCCUAAUCAGGUUUAUCGGGAGGAACGAGCCCGCCAUCGCACCUCCCGGUCCCUGGACCCAGCGAUCAUUUCCGAUCCGCGCGGCGAGCCGAGUUCGAUUGAUUUUGAGUGGGCGGAGGAGAGCCAGCGUCGGAGUCAGAGUCAGACUCAGUGUUAGGGUCAGUUUUAGGGUCUGGGUCAGAACUCAGCGCUCGAGGGAUGUCUCGUCUGUCUGGCUAGUACUUGGUAUUAGGUUGCCUGGUUGUUUGAGGUGCUUUUGUGUGUCUGGUUUGGGGUGUCUUGUUUAGAGUAGAGUAGAGUAGAGGGUUUCUCAUAUCUUUUUACGAUUUGAGAGAGAAAGUGAUAGAACAUCCUACAAAAGAGACGAUAAUUAAGAAGAAUACGAUAUCAUAAUAAGUCGUAUAAUGCAUACCAUUCUGAAGAA
Aspergillus candidus is the source of this 959-nucleotide messenger RNA. RefSeq lists its product as uncharacterized. Bases 279 to 692 code for a protein of 137 amino acids. The transcript is spliced from 2 exons. NCBI's taxonomy places the organism in Eukaryota, Fungi, Ascomycota, Eurotiomycetes, Eurotiales, Aspergillaceae. The record is from RefSeq and is a predicted model, not a curated record.